This is a messenger RNA of Penicillium macrosclerotiorum, 1881 nucleotides long. RefSeq names its product DUF4246 domain-containing protein. The record is from RefSeq and is a predicted model, not a curated record. The coding region runs from base 1 to 1881 and encodes 626 amino acids. NCBI's taxonomy places the organism in Eukaryota, Fungi, Ascomycota, Eurotiomycetes, Eurotiales, Aspergillaceae. The transcript has 4 exons.
AUGUUCCAGCAUCGUGCCAACGAGGAGGAUUUCCUUUCAGUUAGCAAAAACCAGGACUGCCGUUUUCUGCUUCCAGGGUAUGGCCGGCCGCUGGAUUUUGCGCCUGUGGAGAAGGAUAUCUACGGCGUAGAGAGUCGAAGUAUGUUCCCAUCUGCGUUGGAUGACAGGGACAUCGAAAAAGGAUAUACUGAAUUGCCCGUGCAAACACUCCGGGAGAUUGCGAUGGUAGCUGUCAUGGAAGAUAUAACUGAUCUACCGGAAUGGUGGAAAAAGAUCCAUGAACCUGGCGUACCGGAGAAAUGGAGAAAGAUGGCACUGGAUAGCGGGGCUGAUAUCACACCAAAUAUGGCUGAUUGGAUCAUUGAAGAGCUAAUUUUCAAAGCCAUGAUAUACGAAAACAGUGAAGCAGUGGGACUGUACAACGGAGAUAUCACUAAAUCAGAUACAAAUGUGCCGGAAUCGCUCAUCAAAGAGUUUUCAGAUGCGUCCAAAGUUUUGGAGUACGAGGAAGACGAGCUGCGCUUCUAUCAUCCAGGCAGCAUGCACAAACAACGCGAUCUGCUUGCCAUGGCACUAUACCCUCUUGUGUACGGUAAAAGCCGCAUUCUUCCAGAUAAGCUCAUCCGGCUCGAUGAGUCUCUUCGGCACGCCGGCCAAGGCGACGUGAUCCCCUUACCCAAGGAAACUGGUAUCACGAGGGAGGACAUCGCUUGGCGAGUCUCUUCCCGUGCUGAUAUUGAUAUCAGGCCGUAUAGUCGGUACCACCAGAUCCUUCCAACUGACUGGGAGCUCGGUGACGACAAGCGGUGGCAUGUUGCAACAUACAUCAACAACCUGCACCCUGUGAAACACCGCAAUAUAUACAAAUUGAUUGAAGAUGUCUUCAAUUGCAUUGUUAAACAAUGGGACAUGACCAUCACACCCCUGAAGGACAUGCUCCACUCCCGUGCCCGAAUCGAGUACCACCAGGUCGAGUACAAUCAAGUUUCGGAGGAGAUUCUCGACACGGCGCCUCAGAUGAAGCCUAGAGAGGCACAGUCUGAGUUCGACGAAAGGUAUGAAACAUGGAGAAUGAAACAUUUUCACGCUGUUCAGCCGGAUGCUGGGGAAUUUAUUCCCUGGGCUGUACCACCGUGCCUGAUGUCUAAGCUGCCUGAAGAUUUGCCGAGUCCGGUGCGAAUCGAGCGAGGAGUCUCAUUGAACAAUGACUACAAAGAGCGUGGGCUCCAAAUUGUCACCCGUAUUUUAGGGGUAGAUCUAAGUCCAGAGGACCCUUAUUAUCAAACAGAAUGGCACGUCGAGGGCCAAAUGAAUGAGCAUAUCUGCGCCGCGGCAUUCGUCACAUUUGACCAAGAGAAUAUGGAAGACGCCAUAAUGGAAUUCCGCAACAUCGUAGACACAACCACGUUGGAGGAGGUUGAGCAUGAACAUAACGAUUUCCUCUGGCUCAAGCAAAUCUUCGGUCUGGAGAACGGCGAGUCCGCCAUCCAGCGCUGUGGUUCGAUUCAAUGCAAAUUGGGUCGAACAGUGAUGUUCCCAAGCACCGUGCAGCACAGACUAACACAUUUUGAAUUGAAAGACAAGUCAAAGCCGGGAUUUACUCGUGGGCUCGUUUUUUACCUUGUCGAUCCCAAUAUCCGAAUUAUUUCGACCGCGAAUAUCCCUCCACAACGACUGGAUUGGACGAUUGAUAUCAAGGACGACGGUAAAGACCUGAAAGCGAAGAUGGCUAGGUUAGCAUUGGAUAAUAAGGAUGAAAAGGGGUCUAUGCCGAUGUCAUUGAAUGAGGCAUUAGAGACGCGCAUGGAUGUUUUGAAAGAGAAGAUGGAGUUUAUGAGGUACCAGCAUGUGGCUUUUGAGUCUCGUGUUCUGAUGCUCUGA